This is a messenger RNA of Prinia subflava (tawny-flanked prinia), 4132 nucleotides long. It is a transcript of the gene CARNMT1, whose product is annotated as carnosine N-methyltransferase 1. The coding region runs from base 67 to 1401 and encodes 444 amino acids. The transcript has 8 exons. Gene Ontology annotation, biological process: carnosine metabolic process. Gene Ontology annotation, molecular function: carnosine N-methyltransferase activity. Gene Ontology annotation, cellular component: cytosol; nucleus. The record is from RefSeq and is a predicted model, not a curated record. NCBI's taxonomy places the organism in Eukaryota, Metazoa, Chordata, Aves, Passeriformes, Cisticolidae.
GCGCGCCGGAAGGGCGGCGGUGCGCGUGCGCGCCGGCCGUGCCCGCGGCGCAGGAGGGCGCGGGGUAUGUCGGCCACGUGCGCCGUGUCCCGGAAAGCGCCGCUGCCAAGGCCUCAUCCCCAGGGCGAGAGGGAGCCGGCCGCCAAGGUGAUGCGCAGGGGACUGCGGCGAGGCCGCGAGGAGGAGCGGGAACAGCUGCCGUGGCCUGGAGAGAGCGCAAGCGGCAUGGGCGCGGAGGCCGAGGCGGAACGGGCGGCACCGCUGAGCGACGAGCGGCGGAGGCGGCAGCCUCUAGAGCCGAGGGCGCUGACGACGCCGUCGGCCAGGGCGGCGGAGGAGGAGGAACGUCUGGAGCGGGAACAUUUUCGGAGGAUCAUCAACGCUUUCCGAUAUUACGGAACGAGUAUGCAUGAACGAGUGAACAGAACAGAGAGGCAGUUUAAGUCUCUCCCAGCUAACCAACAGAGCCUUCUUCCUCAAUUUCUUCCUCACCUUGACAAGAUUCGGAAGUGCAUUGAUCAUAAUCAAGAAAUACUACAAACGAUUGUGAAUGACUGUGUUCAUAUGUUUGAAAAUAAGGAAUAUGGAGAAGAUGGAAGUGGGAAGAUCACACCAGCUUCAACGUUUGACAUGGAUAAAUUAAAGUCCACAUUGAAACAAUUUGUGAGAGACUGGAGUGAAGAGGGAAAGUCUGAGAGGGAUUCCUGCUACCAGCCAAUUAUUAGUGAAAUUGUAAAGAACUUUCCAAAAGAAAGAUGGGAUUUCUCCAAAGUUAAUAUCCUGGUACCUGGUGCUGGGCUAGGUAGAUUGGCGUGGGAAAUAGCUAUGCUCGGUUAUGCUUGCCAAGGAAAUGAAUGGAGCCUCUUUAUGCUCUUUUCUUCUAACUUUGUACUCAACAGAUGCUCUCAAAUUAAUUCAUGUAAGCUUUAUCCCUGGAUUCAUCAAUUUAGCAAUAACAGAAGAUCUGCUGAUCAGAUACGACCAAUUUAUUUCCCAGAUGUUGAUCCUCACAGUCUUCCUUCUGGUUCAAACUUCUCUAUGACAGCAGGGGAUUUUCAGGAAAUUUAUUCUGAGUGCAAUACGUGGGACUGUGUAGCAACUUGCUUUUUCAUAGACACAGCACAUAAUGUUAUUGACUAUAUUGAUACUAUAUGGAAAAUACUAAAGCCUGGAGGAAUAUGGAUAAAUGUAGGUCCUCUCCUUUACCAUUUUGAAAACUUGGGAAAUGAACUUUCCAUAGAAUUAAGCUAUGAAGAUAUAAAAAAUGUUAUCCUGCAAUAUGGAUUCCAUAUAGAGGUGGAGAAAGAAUCUGUACUGUCAACUUACACUGUGAAUGAACUCUCCAUGAUGAAAUACUACUAUGAAUGCGUGUUGUUUGUGGUGAGAAAACCAGAACAAUAGUGGUCAGAACCAGUUAAUGAGAAAAGAACCAGUUAAUGAGAAAAUAAUGUUGGCUUUAAAGCUAGAAAUGAGAAUAAAAUCAUCUGGUGAUGUAUGGACACAACCUCAAAUCAGUGGUGCCUUGUUGUUCCUAAGAGGAUAUAGAUAGUGUCUAUUUUCUUAAUAUCUCUGUUGCUACUCAGACAUAUACUAUGCCAUGCAUAUUCAUAAUACACUUGUGAAAGAUUAAAUGUUCACAUGCACUGUCUUUGUGCUUUGGAAUGCAUUAAAUAUCAAAGCAAAAGUGUUUUCUUGAGAACAAAAUUUAAUAUUUGCCAUAACUAGGCUAAUUCUCUGCUAAUGUUGCCUCAUUUUUCAUAGAUUUGUAGUGCUUUCUUUUCUACUUGAUAUUAGGAAUGCAUGGAGGUGCUUACUGUACUAGAUAUAUCACUUUUAGAGAAGUAUUUGUAAAUGUAUACUUAAAUUAUGAACUUUGAAAUGGUUGGGAAGUGGUAAAAUUGUUCUUGACAGAUAAAAUAGUCAUCAGAACUGUUAGAGCAUUUUCUGUGGAACCAAAGUGAAAUAGGAUAUUAUACAAAUUCUGAUCUUUGGCUGUACCACCGUUAAAGGUUUAAUCAAAACCCAGAACCUAUAGAAAAUUUGAAAUACCAUGUGAAAGCAGAAUAUGGAGUGAAGAAAAAGCAGAAUAUCACAGAGAAACAGUGUGUUAACCUCAGUUUGGGAAAAUACCGCUCUUGACUGAUCUUAGUAUUGGAGCUGAAAUGUAUUAAAUGCUUUGCCUUCUUGAAAUAUGCUGAUUUUGAGUCAUCUUCUUACUGUUUAAGCAAGAACUGCUGAAGUUGAUAAACAUAGCUGAGUUGUCCAUGCCAUGUGUAGGUAGUACAACAUAAAAAUACCUGUCAUAACAGUGCAGUUACAUGUAAAUACGUGCUAUAACCUAAUUACUUCCACCUGAGCCAGGAUAUGCAGCCCAAGUGGUAGACAAUUUCCUUAUAACUUCUGAUGCUUUACCCUUGUGACUUCUUGGUUCCUCUUACUCUAAUGUGGUUUUUUUCCCAACAGAUGUGGAUUAGGUGACUAUUUAAACUACAAGUCAUGGUACUAUACAAGAGCUGUCAUGUCACAUAUAAUCUCAUGUCACGUUGAAGUUAAGUACUGAGAAAUGAGAAAAACCUUAAUUAACAGUCACUAGUCUGAGAUGAGGUGUCACGUUAUGUCAUGUUGGUUUUUGUAAUCUACUGAUUAUCUUCAGUGCCAUUUGGAUGCAUUUUCAAAAAUAUGUUUAAAAUAUAAAGCCAUUAUGAUGAGGGCUGAAGUUUUUCUUCAUAUUUGGCUAUAAGAACACUGGUCAGUAGCUUGUUUGUUUCCGAUUAUUUUUGUCCUGUCUUUCAUGUGAUGCCCUAAUCACAUCUCUUCAAUAGAUCUGUUACUGGCUUUUCAAAUUUUCUAAUCAAGGCCAGAAAUUUGUGCCUUUAUUCUUAAACUGAAAAUUUGCAGGGAGGGAAACCAAAUUUUUUUUUUAAUGUUUUCAACACCAGAUAGGAGAGCACAUGCUUGUAUACGUUUCAGUAUUGUACCUUUUUCUGCUCAGAAUCCUGCUUGAAAACAGAGGCUUCUGGUCUACAGAAAUGUUUAAGUUUGGCUUAAGCUACUCUUCUUUGAACUCUCUAUUUCUAAAAGUGCAUGAGCUAUCAAAAUUCUACCAUGUUUCAAGGGACAUGUGUUUAAAGACGAAACACUGCUAUUCAACAAAUAAUUUAAAAAUAAAAGUCCUUGUGUAGCUAAAAGAAAAAAAAAACACCCACAUGCUUUUAUUUCCAUAUUGUACCAUUUAAUUUUUGAGAAAAUUUAUUAUUCUUUGCUUUCUAUCUGUUUUUCUUCUCUUAGGUAAAAUAUGAUUAGUAAUUUACUUGAUUUUCAAGUUUCUUGAAAUAAGAUGGAGGUUAGGUGAUUGUCAAUUAAGUUGAUGCUGUAGCAUAUCCAUCUGUAGUACUACCCAGUUGCUCCCCCUUAUGCAGUCUGUAACUUGAAAUGUGGCAUUCUGUUUUUCAAAAAUAAGCAAUGGAAAAUAUUUAUGGUUGAGUGUCAAUAUCCUGUGUUCUGCUGGUUUUUUUCUUUGCCACUCCAUGUUGUCACAGGUGCCAUUUUUGUAUGUUCUCUGAAAAUGUUUUUACAUAUGGUAUAAUACAGUUAUGUGUUUUUAUUUCUGAUCUAGAAAAUGCUGGGGUUUUUUUCCCAGAGCAUUCUGCUUUUAAAUUGCAACAGUCACAUUAAGAGUUAAAAGAAAAAUAAUCUUGUGAAUGAGCUGUUAGUAGUGUUUUACCGGCAGUUCCAUUUAUGAGUUCUUAGAAUUCUCUGUCACUUGUACUGUAAUGCACAGGGAUAAUUGUAUAUUAUAGAAUUUGAUCAUUGUUUUAUUUAGUUUUAUAUGCAGGGGGAAAUGCUCAAGGUGUGUGUCAGCUGAGACUGUUUAUUGUAUGUCAGUAUUAAACUGUACAUGGUAACAGGUGUAAAAUAAAAUGCUGCGUUAUCUUCAGUGUAAAACUUCUCUUUUCAUGUAGUUUGAUAAAUGUAAAAUGUCCUGGAUUUUUUUUUAAUGUGUUAUAUUCUGAAAUUGGUUGGAGAGGGGAUAAGAAUGGGGAGUUUCUUGUCUCUGUGUGCACUUCCCACAGUUUUCAGUGUGUGUAAUGAACUAGGUUUUUUGGAUAUUAAAGCUUGCAGUAAGGCUUGA